AGAACUCAGUAACCUGACACCCUGCUCUCGCGCGUGUGUCCUGCUAUAAGUGUAAACUUUCUCCAGCAGCUCAUGCAGUCAGUGAGCGGCGGACCGUUGGUCUCUCCCUGCGCUCUAACGGAUACUACCCGCUGAUUAUGACCCAGUAACGGGUUACAUUCGGUGUUUUUUAUUUUGUUUUUGGUGAAGCGUGAGAUUAAAAUAAAAGCCGGUUGGAGACAUGGAGGCUGUGAGUAAGUGGAUCCCGCAACAAGUGGUGGACUGGAUGAGAGGUCUGGACGACAGCGUGCAGCAGUACAUCCCGUCCUUCCAGCGGCAGCAGGUGGACGGGGAGAAGCUGCUCAGGCUGUCCCACCAGGAGCUGCUGUCUCUGGGCAUGUCGCGGGUCGGACACCAGGAGCUGGUGCUGGAGGCCGUGGACCUGCUCUGUGCACUGAACUACGGAGUGGAGAAGGACAACCUGAAGACUCUGGUGGGGAAGAUGAGAGCGGCGCAUCACAACCUGAACAGCUCGGUGUCUCAGCGCAGGAAGAACCCCGCCUACCACAACAAGAUCUCCCAUCAGCCCUCCAACGAGUUCCUGACCGCCGUGGUGGAGCUGAUCGGAGCCGCCAAGAGUCUGCUGGCCUGGCUCGACAGGACUCCUCUGACCAGUGCCAACGACUUCACCUCCACCAAAAGCAGAAUCAUCCAGCUGUGCCUGGAGCUCACCUCCACCGUCCAGAAGGAUUGCACUGUUUAUGAGAUUGAAGAGAAGAUUCUGGAAGUGUCCCGAGCUCUGAACGGCGUCUGUGAGAAGACGGUUGCGGCGACCUCUGACCCCUCGAAGAGCGAGAUGUCGUGUCUGGAGGAGGUCCUCAUCACCAACAUCAAGCCUGGAGAAGGACUGGGUAUUUACAUCAAAUCCACCUACGACGGGCUUCACGUCAUCACAGGCACCACUGAAAAUUCUCCUGCAGAUAAAACUCAGAGGAUUCAUGCUGGAGAUGAAGUCGUUCAAGUCAACAAACAGACAGUGGUGGGCUGGCAGCUGAAGCACCUGGUGGAGAAGCUGAGGGCGGAGUCUGGCAGCGUGGCCCUGGUGGUGAAGAAGAGGCCGUCUGGGACGUCUGGAGGCUUCGCUCCCGCUCCGCUGAAGAACCUGCGCUGGAGGCCGCCGCUCGUACAGACCUCUCAGGGAGCUCCGGCUGUCUACAGAUCUCGACAGAGUGAACCCUCGGAGGCUCCUGGGAAGAGAGGGAAGACCACCAUCUUGGACCUGUACGUCCCUCCUCCGCCUGCAGCUCCUUACGUACCACUGGACGGGAACAUGGACUUGUCUCCAGGAGUCAAAAUGAGGCCCAAGUCUCCCAACUCGUGUCUGGACACGGACGUGAGGCGACGCUUCACUGAGGACUCCAGGACGCCUGAACACAACCAGCCACUUCCUGUGUGUCUGAGGCAGCGCUCGUCUACACGCUGUAAACCUCGGCCCGUGUCCAUGCCGGUGGAGGCGUUGUCAGGCGAGCCGUCCUUCAGACCCGGAGCUCAGGGAAGGAAAGGUCAGAACAUCCUGCACAGAUACCUGAGCAACGAGGGGAUCAGCAGCAUCACGGAGGAGGAGCCCUGCUACCCUCUGCCCUACCGAGGUCACCCGUCUGUCCGCGGCGUCGACCACAUCAGAGGCAGCCAGUGCUUCAUCAACGCCAACCUGCACAACACCGCCACCAUCCCUUACCAGGAAGCAGCGUCCAAGAAGCCCGCCUCCCCUUCCUCCUCCUCCUCCUCCGCCGUUUCUCCUCCGCUGGCCGUCACCAAACAGUCGACGUCGCUGCUGGGAGGCUGGCUGGCUCGCCUCCGAAGUGCGGUUUUGACUCCCUCGGCCUCUCUCGGCCCCUCUCGGUUCCUCUCGGCCUCUCUCGGCCUCUCUCGGCUUCUCUCGGCCCCUCCAGGCUCCUGUGCAGCCAUGAGUCGGCGGCGGGUCUCGGUGAGGGACCUGGGGGUCCUGGACUGUGAGGGCUGGCUGCUCCGGAGGAAGGAGGGCCGCAGGUUCCUGAGCAGCAGAUGGAAAAGAUUCUGGUUCGUCCUGAAGAAACCUUCUCUGUACUGGUACAGCGACAAGAUGGCGGAGAAAGCAGAAGGAUUCAUCAACCUGAGCGGCUUCACCAUCGAACGGGCCAAACAGAGCCGCAAGAAACAUGCUCUGACGGCGAGUCACCCGCUGGUCGUCACUAUUUUCAUCGCUGCAGAGAGUUUCACUGACAUGAACAAGUGGAUCAAUAAACUGUCAGAAGCAGCCGAGCAAAGUGACGCAAUCAACACUGAAGAGUGCUACAGUGAGGACAGCGACCAGGACGGAGACGAGAGUCUGUCCACGACUCAACAGGAAACAGCUGAUUCUGAAAAUCGAGACGCUGCUCAGCCUGCAGGGGGGAGAAGAAGAAGCACCUCGGAGGUUGGAGGACUGAGUGAAGACAGAGGAAGAAGAAGAAGAGGAGGCUCAGAGGGCGGGGAGCGUCUCUCCUGUCCCGACCUCUCAGGAGGAGCUCCACCAGGCUCUGACCUCCUCUCAGGAGGAGCUCCACCAGGCUCUGACCUCCUCUCAGGAGGAGCUCCACCAGGCUCUGACCUCCUCUCAGCUGGAGGAGUUCCACCAGGCUCUGACCUCCUCUCAGGAGGAGCUCCACCAGGCUCUGACCUCCUCUCAGGAGGAUCUCCACCAGGCUCUGACCUCCUCUCAGCUGGAGGAGCUCCACCAGGCUCUGACCUCCUCUCAGGAGGAGCUCCACCAGGCUUUGACCUCCUCUCAGGAGGAGUUCCACCAGGCUCUGACCUCCUCUCAGGAGGAGCUCCACCAGGCUCUGACCUCCUCUCAGGAGGAGCUCCACCAGGCUCUGACCUCCUCUCAGCUGGAGGAGCUCCACCAGGCUCUGACCUCCUCUCACCGUCGGUCCCUCUGCUGCUGGUUGGAGGAGAAACGGAGGAGCAGGUCGUCCACGUUUUUACUGUUUUAACUGUAAUAGUGACCUCUUUGUCUCUUUGUUGUGCAGAGAAACCUCGUGACGAGCUGGAGAGUCUCUACCAGAACCUGAAGGCGUCCAGCUUGUCUCCCCUCGGAGCGUCUAGUCAGAGAGACUUCAGAGCUUCGUUUGUUCGCCGCUGUCAGAACGACAAGAUGAACGAGAAGCUUCACCUGCUGCGGAUCCUCAGCAGCACGCUGAAGGCCCGGGAGGCGGAGCUUCAUGCGGUGGAUCAGAUCCUCAACCAGCCGACGCUGGCGGCGCCGUCCUACAGGAAGUGGAGAGUCUCCAACGCCGUCCUGCUGCAGGAGAUCAGUGAGCGGCGCCAGGCAGCAGGGGGCGCUGCCGAGACGCCAACUCAGGACGCAACAACACACACAUGAACACGUUAAUACGUAAUAAUAAGUGUUUUAUCACUGAGAGAACCGGGACCAAAGGGACCAAAGGGACCAAAGGGACCAGAGGGACCAAAGGGAGCUGGGACUGUUUAUAUUCUGGUCUCAUGUGGUUUCUGUCCAGAAGGCAGCUUCAUUUCCUCAGGUUUUUACUCGAGUACACAAGUAUUGAGUAUUCUUUGCUACUUUUUUACUUUUUCCUGCACUGUAUUUAUUAUAAAGCUUUAUUUGCAUUGAUUUAAACAGUUAUCGUUAUAAUUUAAAGUGUAAAAGAUAUUUUUGGACACUUUUUUUUUU
Centropristis striata (black sea bass) is the source of this 3691-nucleotide messenger RNA. It is a transcript of the gene cnksr3, whose product is annotated as cnksr family member 3. The record is from RefSeq and is a predicted model, not a curated record. Bases 221 to 3382 code for a protein of 1053 amino acids. Lineage: Eukaryota; Metazoa; Chordata; Actinopteri; Perciformes; Serranidae. Gene Ontology annotation, cellular component: cytoplasm; membrane. Gene Ontology annotation, biological process: regulation of signal transduction. The transcript has 21 exons. Gene Ontology annotation, molecular function: protein binding.